Molecule: messenger RNA, 3570 nt
Organism: Pecten maximus
Lineage: Eukaryota; Metazoa; Mollusca; Bivalvia; Pectinida; Pectinidae
Exons: 2
Coding region: 1-3570 (1189 amino acids)
Biological process (GO): DNA integration
Molecular function (GO): nucleic acid binding
Source: RefSeq, a predicted model, not a curated record
AUGUCGGCUACUGAAGAAACAGAAACUGCUAAAAUGACGGCAGCACAGACAAAACUAGAAAUGAAACGACUUGAAAUUCAAGCGGAAUUGGAAAGAGAAAAACUUCAAAUGGAAAAGUUUAAACUGGAUGCAGAUGAAAAAGAACGACAAAGAGAGGAAGAACGACAAAAAGAACUUAUAAAUCUAAGUAAAGCUCUAACGGAAAGGUACGGGAAAAGACCCUACCAAUAUUUUAAGUUGUUGCAGUCGGCACAAAAGGAACCUCAGGAGACAUACAGAGGACUGAUGGCCAGGAUCGAACAAUAUCUUGUUAGAUUUUUGGAUUCGGUAGAGGAUACCAUGGAUAAAUUUAAGGAGUAUUUUCUUAGUGCAUUGCCAACGUCUCAAGCACAGUGGAUACGACGGAAUAAAGGAUCAAGCAGUGUGGUAGAGGCCGCUGAGGAUUAUAUUCUGCCAGAGAGGAAUGUAAGCAAACAAACUCACGGAGAAGUCAACGGCCGUGAUAUCUGUUUUGUAAAAGACACUGGGUCAGCUAUAACCUUGAUUCGGGAAGACCUAGUGGACCCCAGUUGUAUAUUGAAGGGUCAGCGGGAGACUCUGUGUACAGCGACUGGACAGCCGUUUUCAGCCAAGUUGGCUAUAGUUGAUAUGGACACGCCAUAUUACAAGGGACAUGCACAGGUCGGAUUAGUGCCUGAUCUUGUCGCUGAAGCCCUGUUGGGGGUAGACAUCAUAGAGAGACAGUCUAAGUCUGUUAAUGUUAUUACGCGUGCUCAACACCAUAGUAACAUUGCUGCUGAUAAGGUAGCUGUGGUCAAGGAAAAUGAGUGUGGUGUUAAAGUUGGACUGGACCUUGAUGUGGACAUUGAGGAGGACCAUGUGGAUGUCGGUGAUGAGAGUGAUGAGGGACAGGUUAGUGAUCAUGAGGCUGACCUGGACAAUGGCGAUGAUGUUGGUGUGGACACUGACAACAUCAGUGAGACUGUAUCUGUCAAUGAGGAAGAUACAGAUAGCGUCACUAUGGAUACCGAACCACUUGAACUUUCUGCAGUGAAUGCUGAAGUGCUUAGUAAGCCUCAACAGGAAGAUCCAACUCUAGUUAACAUUCGUAGAAAAGCAGCAAAGUCUGUAGAAGUUGUACAGGACGACAGUAAUGCCCUGUACUGGGAGAAUGGUAUUCUCAGAAGGAAAUGGGAGUCCAGAGAUGGAAUUCACCGUGGAAUUCAGGUAGUGCUACCUGAGGCACUACGUCUCAAUGUGAUUAAAUUGGGACACGACAGACCAUUGGCAGGUCAUUUGGGGACAGAAAAGACCAAGGAGAGAGUGCUGAGAUCAUUCUAUUGGCCAGGUGUUUUCAAGGACAUACAGGAGUAUUGUAGUACUUGUGAGAUAUGUCAAAAGACCGCCAGAAGACGUGGGGAUGAAAAAGCUCCGUUAGGACAACCGCCAAUCAUCAGAGAGCCUUUCUACAAAAUAUCCAUGGACGUGGUAGGACCAUUGUCUCGAACAAAGAAAGGUAAUAGAUUCAUUCUAACUAUAACGGAUGACGCAACAAGAUACCCAGAGGCUUUUGCGCUAAAGAAUGUUGACGCACAAACCAUAGCAGACACAUUGGUGGAACUAUUCAGUAGGGUGGGCGUGCCACGUGUUAUUCUUACAGACCAGGGCACUAACUUCACCUCAAAAAUGAUUCAAGAACUCUACCGUGUGAUGGGAAUCAAAGGCAUAACAACGACACCAUAUCAUCCACAAGCUAAUGGAAAGGUAGAGAGAUUUAACACAACUCUCAAAGCUGUGUUAAAAAAGCUCUGCACGUCAAAUAAUGAAGCAUGGGACGAACUGGUGCCAUAUGCAUUGUUUGCUUAUAGGGAGGUACCCCAUGAAGAAACAGGUUUUUCGCCAUUUGAAAUGCUGUACGGAUGGCCAGUCAGAGGAUCAUUACAUAUUUUAGAGCAAGCCAUGACAGGAGAAGGUGAGCUAAAGAUAUCUGUCAUUGAUCACAUUGUUCAAAUGCGAGAAAGGCUCGCAUCAAUAAGAGAAACAGUGCUUGAAAAUCUGACAAUCAAGCGUCAGAAGACAAAACAGUGGUACGAUAGCAACGCCACAGCACGGGAACUAAGACCGGGUGAUGAGGUGUUAUUAUUAAUACCAUCGGACAGUUCAAAAAUGGUAGCGCAGUGGAAAGGACCAUACAGGGUCGUAAGGAAAGUAAAUGACGUCAAUUACGAGGUCAAUGUCGGUGGACGUCGAAAGCGGGUUGUUUAUCACAUCAACUUGUUACGCAAGUACAACAAGGCUGUACAGAAUGUCAUGUUUGUCCCGAAAUGUGACCUGGCUGACUCUGACUUUGAUGGUUCCAACCUAACAAUUCAGGAUACGCUGGAUGUUAAGCUUGGUAAGAACUUAAACCAAUCACAACGUCAGGAGAUACGCCAACUUUGUGAGGAAUAUAGUGACGUCAUCAAUCCAAAUCCAGGUAGGACAUCAUUAGUUACACACAGCCUGAGAACAACGUCUGAAAAACCAAUACGACAGCAGCCAUAUCGAAUUCCUCAAGCAAAGAAACAGGAUGUUAAGAGAAUGUUGGAUGAUAUGUUGGAUCGCGGUUACAUAACACCCUCAUUCAGCCCUUACUCAUCUCCAAUAGUCUUGGUGGAAAAGAAGGACACCACAUCUCGCCUAUGUGUGGAUUACAGAAGGCUGAACGAUGUAACACUGUGUGAUGGAUAUCCAAUACCUCGGGUAGAUGAGAUAUUUGAGAAGCUGGGUAAAGCGCAAUAUCUCAGCACAAUGGAUCUAGCAAAGGGAUAUUGGCAAAUACCUUUGUCACAGGAUUCACAAGAGAAGUCUGCGUUUGUGACAGAAUUCGGGCAGUACCAAUUCAAGGUGAUGCCUUUUGGAAUGAAAACAGCACCUGCUACAUUUGCACGGAUGAUGGACAGACUAUUAGCAGGAGUAGAACAUGUUGUCGCCUAUUUUGAUGACAUAGUGGUAUAUAGUGACACGUGGGAGGACCACUUGUUACACAUCAAGACUGUUUUUGACCGACUCGGAGACGGUGGGCUAACGGUAAAUCCUUCAAAAUGUCAGUUUGGUGAAGAGGAACUAUACUGUUUGGGACAUGUGGUAGGGAAAGGAAAGCUCAAACCAGAUAACCGGAAAGUUCAAGCAAUGGUUGAUUUCCCCCUUCCACUAACGAAAAAAGGGAUUAGAUCAUUUCUCGGUAUGACAGGGUACUACCGACGUUUCGUCAAAAAUUAUGCCAAGCUAGCUGCUCCAUUGACAAAUCUGAUUAGAAAAGACCGUCCGAGACAAAUCCAAUGGACAGAUGACAGUGUGAAGGCAUUCAAUGACCUGAAGGACGAAAUGACGAGGGCACCGGUACUAGCAAAUCCGGACUUCAAUGAACCCUUUACUAUACAGACAGAUGCUAGCAACGUAGCUAUUGGAGCUGUGCUUAGUCAGGUAAUUGAUGAUGAGGAACAUCCUAUUGCCUACAUCAGCAGGAAACUGUUACCAAGAGAACAAAAUUAUUAUACAGCAGAGAAAGAAUGUUUGGCUAUCGUAUAG